UUGAAGCCACCCUUCAGAAUAGUCAGAACACAAUCGAAAACCGGAGCUGAUUGAAGCAACUCUCACCCCCAGAAACCAGAUUCGAAAAUCCCGAGGUUUCUUAUUUUGGGAGCAAAAACGGCGUCGUUGGCGGAGGAAGAGAUGUACGGCGGCGGAGGAGAAGAAGAUGAUCAGAGCAUGGGAUUUGAGACAAUGAGGAUGAUGGUGACUAGUCCUACAGGGCAGUGGGGCCCGGAGGAGACGAGGGAGCUGAUCGCGAUCCGUGGGGAGCUGGAGAAGGACUCCUCUGUGGCCAAGCGCAGCAAGGCUCUGUGGGAAGCCGUCAGUUCUAGGAUGAAUGCCAGAGGCUUUAAACGAACUUCAGAACAGUGCAAGUGUAAGUGGAAGAACCUUUUGAUUCGAUACAAGGGGAAGGGGACGUCUGAUCCGGAGACGGGGAGGAAGUGUCCAUUUUUUGAGGAAUUGCAGGAGGUAUUUACUGAGAGAGAAAGGAAUAUGCAGAGAUUGCUGCUUGAAUCCGAGGCUGGUGCUGCGCGUUUGAAGAAGAGGGUGAAGAAAGGGAGGUCAGGGCGAUCCUCGGAUGAGUUAUCGGAGGACCCUGAUGAGGAUGAGGAUAAUAACAAUGGAAAUGUGAAGAAGAGGAAGGUUGAGAGAGUGGAAAUGCCGAGAGUCGUGAAUGGGAAUGCAAGUUUUGGGAGUGGGAGUGGUGGUGUACCGGAAAUGCUUAGGAAGUUUUUGAAGCAGCAGCAGAGGAUGGAGAUUGAGUGGAGAGAAAUGAUGGGGAGGCGGGCACAGGAGCGGCACUUGUUUGAGCAGGAAUGGCGACAGAGAAUGGUGAAGGUGGGGAGGGAGCGGUUAAUGGUGGAGAAAGCUUGGAGGGAGAGGGAAGAACAAAGGAGGGUGAGAGAAGAGAGCAGAGCUGAGAGGAGGGAUGCUCUCAUGACUAGCAUCUUGAAUAAACUUAUUGAUCAAAGUAACUUCUGACUUUGUCAAGUAAAUGCUUGAUGUUUUGAUUUUGUUUACAAGUUUGAGAGUCCUUUUAUCAUUCCCAUGGACGUGAAGAUUUUGCAUAGUGCAUAGUUCAUAGUUCAUACAUGAUUUGCAGCUCUAGGCAGUUAGUGUAGGGGCACUUUCUGUUUGCCUUGACAGCCUUGUCAUGUAGUUUAUAUGUUCAGAAAAUUGUGUGCAACUUCUCUUUUCCUUUCCUUAUUUUUAUAUAUCUAACAAUGUAACCAGUGUUGCAUUUCUCUUAAUGCAAAUGGAAAUUG
This is a messenger RNA of Argentina anserina (silverweed cinquefoil), 1268 nucleotides long. RefSeq names its product trihelix transcription factor GT-3b-like. NCBI's taxonomy places the organism in Eukaryota, Viridiplantae, Streptophyta, Magnoliopsida, Rosales, Rosaceae. The record is from RefSeq and is a predicted model, not a curated record. The transcript has 2 exons. Bases 142 to 984 code for a protein of 280 amino acids.